GAUAACGGUUACGUUCAACAUCAAUAACAGCAUUCCGCCCUCGGCUGAUGAUGACGGGCAAGAAGAGCAGAAGCCUGAUGAGCAGGAGCCUGAUCUUACAUCAACUCCAAACUUCGUGGUCGAAGUAAUAAAAGAUGAUACAAAACAGACCCUUGUUCUUGACUGCCAUUAUCCUGAAGACGAGGUUGGACAUGAGGGAGAGGAAGAGAGUGAUAUUUUCACGAUUCGGGAGGUCAGUUUUCAGCCCACUGGAGAAGCGGACUGGAAGGACACCAACUACACCCUCAAUACGGAUUCCCUCGACUGGGCUCUGUACGACCACUUGAUGGAUUUCCUGGCUGACCGAGGAGUGGACAACACGUUCGCUGAUGAGUUAAUAGAGCUGAGCACCGCACUGGAGCACCAGGAGUACAUUAAAUUCCUUGAAGACCUUAAGAGCUUCGUCAAAUGUCAGUAGGUGAGGCUGGGAAAGUUACCUUCAAGUGUGGGUAUUCCACAGCGCUGCUCCAGCCAGCAGUACCCAAGUACACCUUCACAACAGAUACGGGGCGUAAGUAGCUGGGAAUGUGGAGAACGAGGAUUCUCACUUAUAUUUGGGGAUUUGUAUUUACGUUGCAGCCCAGAUCAAGUCCUCCAGCGUUAUGGUCCAGAAUCGCCUCACCCUACUUGGUGGGUUUUGUACAAUUAAGAGUGAAUGUGAAGAAUAAAAUCUGUUCAACAUA
Molecule: messenger RNA, 722 nt
Organism: Leptosomus discolor (cuckoo roller)
Lineage: Eukaryota; Metazoa; Chordata; Aves; Leptosomiformes; Leptosomidae
Source: RefSeq, a predicted model, not a curated record